Molecule: messenger RNA, 960 nt
Organism: Desarmillaria tabescens
Lineage: Eukaryota; Fungi; Basidiomycota; Agaricomycetes; Agaricales; Physalacriaceae
Exons: 3
Coding region: 1-960 (319 amino acids)
Source: RefSeq, a predicted model, not a curated record
AUGUCUUUCCCAAACUGCUCCACCAUCGGAAUCCGACGAUAUAAGGUCUUUCCAGGACAGGACACCAGGUUGUCCUUCUCCGAAACGCCCAUUUCUUCCAAGCUCACAAGAAUGGAUCAUUCGUUACCAGACCAGCCAAGCGACUACGUGAGCUCCGUAUCGACCAAGUUUGGUCCGGGUUUUGAGUUCCGCGGAGUUACCUCGGAUGUGCAGCUUGUUUCUUGGGAUUCGGUUUUGUUUCACGUACAUCGGGAUCGACUUCUUGAAGCGUCCUUCAAUGGAUUUGAUGGACUUUUAUGCGUUCCGGAGCCUCGCGUUGUGGUCCCGGAAACAUCGAAUCUGCUCAAUAUCAUCUUGCACGCGAUCUACGACAUUUCUUGCUCUCCUUUCCAGCCCAGUAUUGAUACCUUAAUGGACGCUGUCUGCCUUUUCCCGAAAUACGGUUUGCGGGCCAAAGAUUACAUCUCACCCUCAUUGCCACUUUUCAACGAUAUUCGCUACAGGAUGCCGCUGUCGCCGCUGUUAACGUUCGUCGUAUCCUCGAAUCAUGGCCUAGAGGACCUUGCCGUUCUUGCAUCGGCCCACCUCCUCGCUCUGGACAUCUCAACCAUGAGCGACAAUAUGGUCGAGACCAUCAACCCUGUAUAUCUGAAGCGCCUCUUCGACCUUCAGACCAGCCGGGUCAACGCAUUCAAACGCCUUCUAUCUGUUCCUCCAGAAUCUCACCCAGCAACGCCGGAAUGUGACUUUAUAGCUCAGAAAUCUCUGACUAGGUCCUGGGCAUUUUAUACCGCGUAUAUGCUGUGGGACGUCCGGGCAGAUAUGACAGCUGGCAUGAUCGAACGUACGUUCGAAACACUCGAUAGCGACCUUCUGUGCAGUCUGUGCAAGAACUGUCUGAGAAAGCGCGUUAAGAGUAUCGUUAUCGAAUGGUCAGAGCUGAAGGUAGGAGGCAGCUGA